AUGGCAGAUAUUAAUUUACCAGAUUCAUGGGAUAAUGUUUCAGAUGAUGAUGAACAUAUUGUAAACAAUUUAAUUAAAUUAGAAAUAUCAAAUAGAGAGAGAAUAUAUCAAGAAGAACUAGAUGCAGAAGAUGACAACACUAUAGACAAUAAUAACAAAGGCAAUAACAGCAAUAGUAAUAUAACAAUACCAAAUUCAACUAUAAAUAAAUUAAAAAUUCUUGAAGAAGAAGAAGAACAAGAGGAACCAUUACUUUUAAUUAAUUUUACAAAGUGGUCGUACGAUAAAAUUAGAUGGAAGAACGGUAUUAUUGAAAACAAUGAUUUAUUUCAAAAGUUAUUACAAAAGCUUAAUCAAGAUGCAGAUUUUUUCGUUACAAUGACUGACGACUUGAUGGAAAGAGAUUUGGCAUUUCAUACAACCAAUAAAACAUGGCGUGCUGAUAUCAAACUGUUAGAGGAACAAUAUGGAUCUAACAACUUUUUCUCAGUUAUAAGCUAUCCACCAAUCGUUGGUGGUUUUCUAGUCGACGAGAUUUGGUCCAAAAUCAAAGAAAGAACCGAAUGGAAAUGUGUAAAUAUUUUAAAAUGUAUAUAUUUAGCUAAAACAAAUAGACCAUUAUUAUACAAACAUCAAAUGGCAAUGUCAAUAGAGUUUAUGGCUUUGGAACAAAAGCUUCUAGGCCCAACAGCAAAGCGUUUAAAAGAUGAAGAGGAUAUGGAAUAUGAAACACUCUUAAAGCAGUAUAAUGAAAGAAUGCAAAAACGUUAUGAAACAGAAAUCAAUGAAAAUAUCAUCAAAAACCUUCAACAACAAAUAUUUCAAUCUGAAGGUAUAUCAAACAAUAUAGAUAGAAUCCAUACCAUUAGCCAAAAUACACAACAAAAAUUAAACUAUAACAAUCAUUAUCAAGAAGAGAACUAUGAAGAAGAUGAUGACGAAAAUAAUGGUGAUGAAGAAGACGAGGAUAGCUAUUGUAGUACAUGCGAUGGAGGUAGCAACUAUAGUGAUGAAAUGGUAGAUGAUAAUGAACAAAAUGGUGAUACUAUUGAAGACAACAAUGACGAUGAUGAGGAUAACCAAUCAACAGCCACUACAAGCAGCUACCAACAAUCAGAUGAUGACGAAGCAGAUAAUGAACUAGAUGAAGAGGAUACAAGAAAAAAGAAAAAAGAAAAGAUGAUUGAAGAAAGAAAAAUAAGGGAAAUAGAAGCAGAAAAAGUUUUAAAACAAAGAGAAAAAGCCAAAAUUGAACAGCCUCCACCACCCCCAUUAAAUGUUUUAGAUAAAAUUAUGGCAAUGAUAUUUUCAAAGCUUCCAACUCAAACCAAUAAAGAUUUUCAUUUCCAAAUGCUAGCAAAGCUUCAAGACUCCAUCAAAGAAACUUGGAUAUCCGAAUUAGGAAUAUUACCACCCACAGUAUUAUGGCGUGAUCAAAAUGAAGAUCAAUAAAGCUUAUAAUAUAAAUUAUAUAACAAGUAAAGAUAAUAAUAAAAAUAAAAAAAUAAAAACCAAUAAUAAUAUUUGUUUUAUUAUUUUAACUUUUUUUUUUUAAUUUUAAAAAUAAAUUAUUAAAUUAUAAAUAUUAAUUUUUAUAAUGAAU
This is a messenger RNA of Dictyostelium purpureum, 1603 nucleotides long. RefSeq lists its product as uncharacterized. Bases 1 to 1452 code for a protein of 483 amino acids. The record is from RefSeq and is a predicted model, not a curated record. Lineage: Eukaryota; Evosea; Eumycetozoa; Dictyosteliales; Dictyosteliaceae. The transcript has a single exon.